Molecule: messenger RNA, 2143 nt
Organism: Mesocricetus auratus (golden hamster)
Lineage: Eukaryota; Metazoa; Chordata; Mammalia; Rodentia; Cricetidae
Gene: Cxcr6
Product: C-X-C motif chemokine receptor 6
Exons: 3
Coding region: 356-1408 (350 amino acids)
Biological process (GO): inflammatory response; immune response; chemotaxis
Cellular component (GO): membrane
Molecular function (GO): coreceptor activity; C-X-C chemokine receptor activity
Source: RefSeq, a predicted model, not a curated record
ACUGCCUGUGGAUAGAGAGACGGGUAGGUCGCUAGCUGAAGUCUCUUAGAAUUUGACAGAAACACAGACCACACAUCACAGAAGAGCAGAGGCACAGACCACACAUCACAGAAGAGCAGAGGCAGACAGUGAGCGAGCAUACUUCAUUCUGGAACAAAGCUACUGGGGCUUCUGUAUUGCACACAGGACUACCAGCCUCGGAGGGAGUGUCCCCACCCACAAUUACUCAUUAAGGAAAUGCUACAGACCUGCCUACAGGCCAUCUUAUGGGGACAUUUUCUCAAGUGAGAUUCCUUCUCAAAGACUCUACGCUUGGGUCAAGUUGACAUAAGACUGACCAGCACAGGGCAGAGAGAUGUUUGCCACAACAGACGCCAUGGAGGAUGAGGACUACGAGCCAGAUCCCUGGCUCUCUGACAAUUCCACUGAUAACCAUCAGGAGGAGCACAAACGCUUCAUAAUGUUCAAGGAGGUCUUUCUGCCCUGCAUGUACCUGGUGGUGUUUAUUUUUGGACUGGUAGGGAACUCCCUGGUUCUGAUUAUAAACAUUUUCUACCAGAAGCUGAGGAGUCUGACAGAUGUGUUCCUGGUGAAUUUGCCCCUGGCUGACCUGAUAUUUGUCUGUACUCUGCCCUUUUGGGCCUAUGCAGGCACCCAUGGGUGGGUCUUUGGCAUUGCCAUGUGCAAAACUCUCCAAGGCAUGUAUACAGUGAACUUCUAUGUGUCCAUGCUCACUCUCACUGGCAUUACGGUGGACCGUUUCAUUGUAGUGGUCCAGGCUACCAAGGUUUUUAACCAGCAGGCUAAGUGGAAGAUCUGGGGCCAAAUCACUUGCUUGCUCAUUUGGGUGGUCUCCCUGGUGGUCUCUUUGCCACAGAUCAUCUAUAGUAAUGUUGAACAUUUGGACAAGUUUAUCUGUCAGUACCACAAUGAGGCAAUUUCUACUGUGGUUCUCGCCACACAGAUGACUCUGGGGUUCUUCUUGCCGUUGCUCACUAUGAUUACGUGCUACUCAAGUAUUAUCAAGACCUUGCUUCAUGCUCGAGGCUUCCGGAAGCACAAAUCUCUAAAGAUCAUCUUCGUCGUCGUGGCUGUGUUCCUGCUGACCCAGACACCCUUCAAUCUUGCCAUGUUAAUCAGGAGCACAAGCUGGAAGUACUAUAACAUGACCAGCUUUCAGUAUGCCAUCCUUGUGACAGAGGCUAUAGCAUACUUUCGGGCCUGCCUUAACCCUGUACUCUAUGCCUUUGUUGGCUUAAAGUUCCGGAAGAACCUCUGGAAACUUGUGAAGGACAUUGGCUGUCUCCCUUACUUGGGAGUUUCAAGUCAGGGGAAGUCUUCCGAGGACAGUUCCAAGACUUGUUCUGCCUCCCACAAUGUAGAGACCACCAGUAUGUUCCAAUUGUAGUAGGCCUGGCCAGACGUGGAGAAGCUAGCAUCAGAAUUCUUAGGAGAAUGGCUAUGGAUGCAACAAGAAAGGUUUUGCUUAUAGCAUGUGGACUCUCGUGGAGAAGUCACUGAAAACUGUGGCUGUAUACAAUGCUUCUCAGAUAUACACAGACCCUGUCCUUAGUAUCAAGCCUCAGUGUUCAAAUGAGAAUGUCUUGAGAUUUUUAAGCACUUUUUCCUCUUCCAUCCUCAAGUAUUUUAACUCUAGGCAUUUCAGGUUGGGGCUAAAAGGUGAAGAAGAGCUGCAUCAACAAAGCUGUGCAGGUUCCUGAGUUCAGAAGAUUCUUUUAUAGGCAAGUAGUGGAGAGCUGAGAAACCCCCACACAAGUGCUGGUCUAUGUGGCUUAGACCUGUCACCAGGUUCCUAACAGGAUGACACCAAGCUCUGAUUCUUCCAGACUUUUGUAUUGGUGGAUGCUUAUAUUUUCUCAGAUUAGUGCAGCAUUCGAGACUGAAAAUAGGCCAGAAUAAAUAGCUGAAUUUCAGUGGUCCACAUAAUAAUAAAAAAUGUGUAAAAAGGAGGUUAAGACUGUAACAACUCUAAGCAGCAUUAUUAGAGGGACUCUGGUGGCUUUGCUCAUCUAAAAAACAACAACAACAACAAAAAACCCAAAAUUGAACUUUCCAAUGCCUGUCACACAACAUAUCAAAUAUUAUGAGUUUCAUGGCUAAGAAAUAAAACCUUUUAAAAGUU